AUGUUGGAUAAAGCCAAGACACUCCAGCCUGCCUAUGUCGGGAUUGUGCCGCUUGCAGAGACUGUGUCAAAGCAAGGGAAGAGCUGUUCAAGCACGUAUCAGGAUUCAUACCACAGCUUACGAGAAGUGCUGCAGUUGAAGCUCCAGCAGCGACGCACACGGGAGGAGCUGGUGAGCCAAGGGAUCAUGCCGCCUCUGAAAAGUCCAGCUGCAUUUCAUGAACAAAGAAGGAGUUUGGAGCGGGCCAGGACAGAGGACUAUCUGAAACGGAAAAUCCGGUCCCGUCCAGAGAGAUCAGAACUGGUUAGGAUGCACAUUCUGGAAGAGACCUCAGCUGAACCCUCCCUGCAGGCUAAGCAGCUGAAGCUAAAGAGAGCCAGACUGGCAGAUGACCUCAAUGAAAAGAUAGCGCAGAGGCCAGGUCCCAUGGAGCUGGUGGAGAAGAACAUCUUGCCUGUGGAGUCGAGCCUGAAGGAAGCCAUUAUCGUUGGACAGGUGAACUACCCAAAGGUUGCAGACAAUUCCUCCUUUGAUGAGGACAGCAGUGAUGCCCUCUCCCCAGAACAGCCAGCCAGUCAUGAGUCCCAGGGGUCUGUCCCAUCGCCGAUGGACUCCCGGAUUUGUGAGCCUCUCCCUAGCACCACUGGCACAUCACUAGCUCAGGGUACAUCCCAAUUGCAGAUUAGCGCAGACUCCAGUGAAACGCUUUUCCUACCUGAACAGCCACCCCCACCUCUGCCCCCUCCACCUCUUCUACCCCCUAGUCUUACCAAUGGAGCGGCUCUUACUGCUGCCAAGCCCCCACCAACACUCAUUAAGCAAAGCCAGCCCAAGUCUGCUAGCGAGAAGUCUCAGCGCAGUAAAAAAGCCAAGGAAUUGAAGCCGAAAGUCAAGAAGCUUAAAUAUCAUCAGUAUAUUCCCCCGGACCAAAAGCAGGACAAGGGAGCUCCUCCCAUGGAUUCAUCCUAUGCCAAAAUACUGCAGCAGCAACAGCUCUUUCUCCAGCUUCAGAUCCUCAACCAGCAGCAGCAGCACUACAACUAUCAGACGAUCCUGCCAGCCCCCCCCAAGCCUCCAGGAGAGCAGCAGAGUGGUGCCAGUGCCCCUGCUGUACGCAAUCUCUCCGCUGCAGUCAGCAGCACAUCUUCCGUAUCCUCUGGUUCCAGUGGGCUGAUGCGACAAAACAGUAAUGCUGCAGCGGGCAAGCCUGGCCCUCUCCCUGCCAACCUAGAUGAGAUGAAGGUAGCAGAGCUGAAGCAAGAGCUGAAGCUGAGGGCCUUGCCUGUCUCGGGCACAAAGACGGACCUGAUUGAGCGUCUCAGAGCUUACCAAGAGCAGAACGGUGCAGCCAGCCAAACACCUCCCACUCCCAAGCCCAGCACAGCAGCCAUCCUCCCAAAAGCGGCCGAAGUGGUGGUCGCCUUCCCAGCUGCCAGGCUGAGCACAGGGCCAGCCCUGGUCACCACUGGCAUUGCCCCAGCAGAAGUAGUCGUGGCCACAGUCACCGGUGGUGGCGUGAUGAAGUUUGGCAGCACAAGCUCGACUCCUCCUGUUUCUCCAACUCCUUCUGAGCGCUCACAAAUGAGCACAGGGGAUGAGAACUCAGCCACUGGAGACACCUUUGGAGAGAUGGUGACUUCACCCCUGACCCAGCUCACCUUGCAGGCGUCCCCGGUGCAGUUCCUGGUGAAAGAAGAAAGCUCCAAGUCUGCCUCCUGCAGCGUAAAUCCAGCCCCCAGGUCGGAGCGGUGUAGCACUGGUAACAGCAGAGAUGCAGAAGUUCGGGACAAAGACCAGAUGCUGCAGGAGAAGGACAAGCAGAUUGAGGAACUCACCCGCAUGCUGAAGCAGAAGCAGCAGCUGGUCGAGAUGCUUAGACUACAGCUAGAGCAGGAGAAGCGCUCUCAGCAGUCACUACCGGCCCCAGCGGCUGCGGGAGAAGGAACAGCCCUUGCCUCCAACCCAGUAGCAUUUGGCACUCAGGUCAAGAGCGAAAACGGUUUCCUGAGUUGCCAGUCUGCGAAGCAAUCCAGUGGCCAAACAGACCAAUUCAGCCCUGCACCAACCGCUAGCCAAAUGGACACUUCGAAUCCAAGCCCAGUGCCAAAGAAAGCCGUGAUGGUGAAGCAGGAGGUGCCAGCCGCGGAAGCAGAGCCGCCGUGCCAGUCCCACAGCCCGCGGCUUUUCCUUGGCCAGCAAGGGAGCGCCCUGAGCGACCUCAUCAAGGGCACCCCUCCCCCCACCCUCAUCACCGACUCCACAGGGACCCACAUCGUCCUCACCGUGACCAAGCAGAGCGCCGAGAGGCAGGGCCUCUCGCCCCACGGGAAGGCAGGGAGUAGCUGCCCGGCCUUGCAGAGAGUACAAUCAUCGCCCGCUGAAACUUCCAGCCAACCGCCAUGUCAGCUACCUGCAAGCACCCCUCCGCAGCCCACACAGCAGCAGAAGCAGCAGCAGAAGCAGCAGCAGCAGCAGCCCAGAGGACUAAACCAAGCUGUCAGAAAGCCCUCAUCGCAGCCCGGCUCUCCUGCUGCCCCUUCCCCACCCCAGAUGGACCUGGAGCAGCAACAGCACACGUCGCUUUUUGGAACUCCUCCGCCUCCUCUCCCUGUUCCCUCGGUCCCAAUGAAAGAGCCACCAGGCUAUGAAGAGGCCAUGAAGCAACAGCCAAAGGCCCAGGAGAACGGCUGUUCCAGCCAGCAGAUGGACGACCUGUUUGACAUUCUCAUCGAAAGUGGAGAGAUUUCUGCUGACUUCAAGGAUCAGUCGUCCCCAGCUGGGAAAGAACCACCCGUAGCCCCAGCCUGCUCCCCACCGCCCAGCAGCCACCAUUCCUCAGAGCUGGCGGUGCCGGUGUCCUUGGGGCAGCCGGUGCCCGUGGGCCGGCUAGAGCUCGGCAGUAGCAGCGGCUCCCCGCUGCUGACGGCAGGCCACGACGGGCCGGAGCCCCUGUCCCUCAUUGAUGACCUCCACAGUGAGAUGCUGAGCAGCUCGGCCAUCCUGGACCACCCGCCUUCACCUAUGGACACCUCGGAAUUGCACUUUGCUCACGAGCCGUCCGGGGGCAUAGCCCUGGAUCUGGCUGAGGCUAACUUGGACAGCAUGGACUG
Molecule: messenger RNA, 3110 nt
Organism: Cariama cristata (Red-legged seriema)
Lineage: Eukaryota; Metazoa; Chordata; Aves; Cariamiformes; Cariamidae
Gene: MRTFA
Product: megakaryoblastic leukemia (translocation) 1
Biological process (GO): smooth muscle cell differentiation
Source: RefSeq, a predicted model, not a curated record